AUGGGGUUUGAUUAUUUAAGUUGCUUAACUGGCGACGGUACAUCGCACUUGGAAGACCCUGUAGAGAUUCUCGAGGGCACCCUCCACAUCGACAUCCACGCCAAACAUGUUUGGGACGUGGACGAUGGCCUAUCCGUGAUUGGUUACCUCAAUGACUGGAACGAAAACCAGGCCCAACUCCAGACCGCUCUUCAGACUAUCGAGACUAUCACUGACAAGAGGAACAGUUUGAACCGGGACCUACAGUCCGUUUGUGACGAAUUGGAGGCUAUAGAGGCCGCCCAAGAGGCAGCUGCUGCUAUGUCAGAGUUGGCUACAGACGUUAGGCCCAUUCCGAUGCUUACAGUGGACGUCCCUACAGGUCCACCGGGCCAAACACGCGUCAGCACCACUACACUCCUCAGUUCCUCGGCUCAUACCAUUGCUUCACCAGCGACGGCUCAAGAAACGGACGGAGAAGAUGGGGAGGACCAACCCAUUGCGUCCUCUCCUAUGGACACCGGUUGUGGAGGUAUCAGUACCCCCACGACGGGAGAUGGUUUUGGUGACAACCAUCUCGUUCGUGCACAGGGUUCCGCCCGACUCGCCUUCCAGAAUAUUAACACUAUUCCCGACAAGUCAGACGACCCUAAACAAGCACAACUCAACCACUGGAUUCGAAGCGAAUGUGUGGACUUUUUACUUCUGGCUGAAUUGAACAAAUUCUGGCCAGCAAUUACACCAACCAACCGAUGGCGUGAACGAGCCAGCACUAUGGCUAGGAAGGGCGAAGGUUUCCAUUCGGCGGUGGCCUACAAUACCCAUCAACCACGGGCGGCCCAUUCUACCACUCAAUUUGGGGGCUGCUCGACUUCUGCCUUCAACGAAGUAUCUCACCAAGUUAGGUCCAGUGGCGACAAUAGCUUGGGGCGAUGGGCUUGGAUCCGACUUCAAGGCCAAACACGAGGCGUUGGCCAGCGCAACUUGGUGGUCAUCUCUGCCUACCGUCCAAACCCACCUAAUGACAGGCAUCAAACAGUGUGGUUCCAACAGAAGGCCCACUUCAGCCGCACCAACCGCGAUGCAGAACCCAGGGAGGCUUUCAUCAAGGACCUCUCGACGGCUAUCAACAAAUGGCGCGAUGACGGCUUAGGACUGGUCGAGGGGAUCCAGUCUAAGCACCCAGGGUCCCAUCAGGCCACUUACCAGCGGAACCUCCGUGGGUAUCCAAUUGACGGCAUCUUCGCGACGCCUGACGUGCCCAUCCUGGCCGCCGGGUACUACCCUUUUGAAGAACAUGUCGCCUCCGAUCACCAUGGCCUGUGGAUUGACUUUGACUUGAACAGUCUCCUUGGCGGACAGACACCUACGAAAUCCACCCAUGUUCCACGCCGGCUGGUGAUGCACAACAAACGGGUGGUUCAACGAUAUGUCCAAUUGGCGGAGCAGGGUUAUAUGCGGUACAAUAUUCCGGGUUGUCUCUUGACCCUAGGAUUCGAUGUUGCGCGACAGCAGGGCGUCAUCACCAAAUCCCAGGCGGUCAGAUUUGAUCAGAUACACGCUGAUGCCUACAUAGUUCGACGGUUGGCGGAGCAGAACUGCAGGAAGUUGUUGAUGGGCGGGGCAGAAUGGUCUCCUACAGGCCAAUCCAUUCGGGAUCGGAUCACCUUGUGGCGCCUUCUCCUCAAGGGCCGAAGUCAGUGCCGGGUGAGCUCCAGGAAGGUUUGCCGCCUGCUGCUCAAGACAAACAAGCCCCUGGCCUGGAAGUUGACUACAGCCAAACUUGAGUCUCACCUCACCCAAGACCUUGGUUGGUAUAGAGAAGCCAAAAGAGGCCUCACUUCUAAAUGGUGGAAGGCUCAUGUCACUACUCCCACCCAGAGCAUUGCUAAAGUCCGUCACAAGACGGCAAGCCAACGAGAACAAUAUCACCGCUUGCGGUCCAUAAAGCAACGCGAGGAGACUCAUCGGAGACGCAAAGCUUGUUCCUCCGGUUUGUCUGGCGGUCUAAGGGCUAUUCAAGUCGAAAUGGAGGACAGCUCUGGCAAUUGUCGGUUACAGACCAUUACUGACCCGACGUCGGUCGAAGAUGGAUGCAUGCAAGAAAAUAGGGCCAGGUACCAACAAACCCAGACCCCACAUCCAACUCCUCCCAUGUCUGAGCCUCUCUACACUAUGUUCACGGGCCCCGACGCCAACAACAACCAACAACUUCUUCUGGAGGGCAAACUCCCCAUCCCUGGUGGCCUGGCUUACCCUACCCAAGCCUUCCUUCGCCACUGUCGACUGCACGACAGUUAUCGGCCUCGUCCUUUCCCCUUGACGGUUGAAGAGCACGUGGACUUUUGGAGUCGCACCCCUGAGAACAAGGGUUCUGAGCCCCACGGCCUCCAUAAUGGCCACUUCAAGGCAGGCGCCCUUUCGGAACUGUUGGCUUCUUGUGAUACGGCCUUUCGGGAUCUUCCGCUCCGUUCAGGCCAUGUUCCGGAACUCUGGAAGAACCUGAUGAACUUUGCGAUUGAGAAGAAGCCUGGCGACUUCCGACCACAAGGGAUGCGGACCAUCCAGCUGUUCAACUCGGAGGCUCAGGCCAACUACAAGAAGGCGGGUUGGGCUGCAAUGAAGAAUGUGAGGAGGAUGGCAUCAUCCCAAAAGGACAGUGUGGGUCACAAAAGCAGCACCAGUCCAUUGAUCUUGCCCUUUCCAAACGAUUGCUCUGGGACUCGCUCAUCCUGGAACGACGGUCUUCCGGCUGGAUCUCGAACGACGCGAAGUCUUGCUUUGAUCGCAUCGUUCACUGGGGUCCGAACUGGCUUUGGCAACUCGGAUCGGACCUUUGGGCCCACUGGCAAUGUUCCCUUCCAAGGCUGCGGUCAAGGCAACAGCGCCGGCCCGUGUAUCUGGGUUGCAAUCAGUGCCAUCCUCAUUGACGCCAUGGAGGCCGAGGGAUUUGGGUACAAGAGCCAAACUGCCCUCACUAACAAGGAGUUCUUUGCUUUGUGCUUCUGCUUUGUUGAUGACACCAAUGUCAUGGAGUCCAACGACAACGUGGAGACGACUGGCGAAGACCUCCUCCCUUUGGUACAAUCGGCUUUGGACCUUUGGUCGGGUGGCAUCAGUGCAACUGGUGAAGCUAUCAACCCGGCGAAGUCCUUCUGGUGGCUGAUUGAUUUCAAAUGGCGGCCGUCCUCUGGCACGUGGGUGUUUCGAAGGAAGGCUGAAAUGCCUGGCGAACUGACCCUUCAAGACCCGACUGGG
Cylindrotheca closterium is the source of this 3237-nucleotide messenger RNA. NCBI's taxonomy places the organism in Eukaryota, Bacillariophyta, Bacillariophyceae, Bacillariales, Bacillariaceae. The record is from the annotation of a GenBank genome assembly.